This is a messenger RNA of Spodoptera frugiperda (fall armyworm), 4398 nucleotides long. RefSeq names its product neurogenic protein mastermind. Gene Ontology annotation, biological process: Notch signaling pathway; positive regulation of transcription by RNA polymerase II. Gene Ontology annotation, molecular function: transcription coactivator activity. Gene Ontology annotation, cellular component: nuclear speck. NCBI's taxonomy places the organism in Eukaryota, Metazoa, Arthropoda, Insecta, Lepidoptera, Noctuidae. The transcript has 9 exons. The coding region runs from base 634 to 2766 and encodes 710 amino acids. The record is from RefSeq and is a predicted model, not a curated record.
AGCAAGCGUCAGUCAGUGACAUGACAGACUGUAGUUAGUUGUUAGUUGAUGUUUGGCCAUUCAUGUAAGAUUGGCUGUGCAAAAGAUUUUCCAAAAUUGUUUUGAAGAAUUCAAUAUAUAGAAAUGUUGUUAAGUAAUCAGAGACUUGUAAUUUGGUGUGAUUAUUGUAUGUGUAGUGACCACUAGAAUUGUAAUAUGUGUGACUUUUAAAAAGUUUAAACUGUUUCCGAUGUGUUGACUGCAUAACUUGAUUCAAAACAUUUUUAUCAUUUGACGUGUUUCUUUAUUUAUAUAAUUUAAGGCUGACGUGUAGCUGUAAUUUAUAGUCUAAUAGUGAUUACAAUAAGAUCAAUUUAAAAACUUGGUUUGAAUCUGUGAAGUUAUAGAGACCUGGAAAUUGUGACAACAUGAAUAUUCUGUUGAGGAUGUUCAGGACGAACUGUGUAUAUUUUCUGAUAGUGCUCUCACACUUAAGGUGCAACACUUGAAUACUGGAGCACGUAGUUUAAAGACUUGUGGGGAGUAUGAUGGAGCAAACGUAAAUAGAGAGCAGGCACCGUGGAGCACCUGGUAGGAGGCGGUGGGGCGGGCGGCUUGCUGCCUGGCGCCGCGCCCGCGCAGCACCCGCCCAACAUGCUGCAGCCCAUGGAGGAGAUGAUCCUGCCACCAAAACGACAAGCUGUGGUUGAUCGUCUAAGACGAAGGAUAGAAACGUAUCGACGACGCCAAUCGGAAUGUGUGCCGAGGUUUGAUCAAUCAUUCACUGGCGCAUGUGAACAGCAAAAUCUAGAAACUACUGCGCUUCAGAAACGCUUUCUAGAAGGCAAAGCUAAGCGACAAGCAAAGAAAAGCGAUCGCAAGCCUGACUUGCCGGCCAUCAGUGGCAAUCUUCACAGCAGCGUCGUUCAUGUGCAACAAAAAUUUGGAUGCGGUGAUUAUGAACCACCUGCGAAACUUCAAUGUGGCGGAGGCGGCGGUGGGGGCGGAGUUGGGGGCGAGGCCCUCACAAAAUUCUCGGUGGAAAUCGUUCAGCAAUUGGAGUUUACCACCUCGGCGGCGGACUCGCAACCCCAGCAGAUUUCUACUAACGUCACGGUGAAGGCUCUUGCAAAUGCUGUCAAGACGUCUAGUUCUCCGCCCUUACCCCAAGCACCACCACGCGUACCUACUCCGCUAGACUGCGAGCGAGAAUGCAAAGCAGAAUGCAAGUCAGAAGUAGCUGAUGACGAUUUUGUCGGAUUGGACGAAUGUGCUGCGGCACUUGAGCGUGAUGCGGCCUCCGCAUUCCCUGGUUUAGCUGAUCUAAUCGGCGAGGAUGAUGGUGACGACACAUUCGAAGACCUUAUCACGGAGAUAUCGGAGUAUCCAGAGUUUAUGAAAGACUUUGAUAUCGAUGGCGGCAAACUUAAUGGUGGAGGAAUGGGGUUGGAGCCGCCGGAAGGGGAACCAGCUCCUCGGCCAUAUGGAGGUGGUGAAAUGUCUCCGGCUGCCCAGACUCUGAAACAUAUGGCUGAGCAACACCAGCAAGCGACGGGUGGAGACUGGGCGCGGUACCGUGGCUACGGCGGGUACCGGCCGCGGCCUGCUCCGCCCACCAUGGACCACCUGCACAUGUCGCAGCAGCAGCAACUGCAUCUUACUCAGCCGCACCAUAAUCUACAGGUGUCGGCGGCACAGCAUAUGCAAGUCAGCGGCGGGGGCGGCGGGGGACAUGUGUCCGUCGCAGCCCAGCAGGGCAUGUACGCCAGUUUCCACAACCAGGGGACACCAUCACCACAACACCAUCAAGGUGGCGGGUGUGACACGUACUCAGUAUCCCAGUCGCAGAGCAUCAACUUCUCGCAGGCGAUGCGAGCGCGGCCGCAGGGCCCUCAACAACAGGGCUCGCAGCAGGGCGGCCCACCACUCGGUGUGGCAGCAGCGGGUAUAUCGCGGGAGCAGCAAGCGAAGAUGUUGCAGCAACAGCAACAACAAAUGUUGCGCGCGCAGCAGCAACAGAUGCGGCCCCCGCCGCCCGAGUACAAGGCGCGGUUCGUGGGCCCCGGCGUGGGUCCCGGCGGGGGCCCGGCGCAGGGCUCGAUGGGCGUGCGGCGGCCCCCGGCCCCGCAGUCGCGGCCGUUCCCCCACCACGCGCGCCAGUACUCGCCCGAGUGGCGCCACGUACUCAUGCAGCAACAGGCCGCCUCCAGGCAACAGUUCCCGCAUCACCACCAAGGAUUCAAUAUGGGCACGAUGGGUGGCAUGACGCAGCAACAGCAGCAACAAAUGCAGUUGCAACAGGCGCGCUUGCAACAGCAACAGCUAAUGCAACAUCAACAGCAACAGCGGGCGUCCAACCAACAACAGCCCAUGUCUCAUCUCAUUAUGCAACAGAACCAGAUGAUGAGCGUGCAAGGACAGAUGCCAAAUAUCCAUAUGAGCCAAUCUCAGAGCAUGUCUAUGCAACAAAGUGGCAUGGGCAUGGGAGGGCACCAAGGCAGCCCCAUGCAGAACGGGCCGAUGCAAGGCCAGGGACCAAUGCACGCGCAGACGAACCCUAUGCAGCAGAACUCCAUGAUGUCCCAGAACAACCCCAUGCAGAGCCAGAACGGGAACGUGGCGCAGCAUUCGUUCCCCUCGCUCCACAACACGUCUUCCUUCACUGGACAAACUACAGACUUCAACCUUGACUUCCUCGACAACAUGCCUUCCACGGACGCUAGCAAUCUCACCGCGCAGGAGCUACUCAACUCCUUAGACAACUCCUUCUUAAAUGACAUCCUUUAAAUUAUCAACCGCACAGCUAUAAGUGUGCGUUUUAGAAUAAUGCAAUUCCUAAUUGACGCAAUUGAAAGUCAAUUAGACUUAUCAUAUUCAGAUUUUGUCUACAUAAUGUGUUUAAUAUAUCUUCUAAAAUACAAAUGUACGACCAAUAUGGAACAAAUGAUGACCAAAGUUAUUACACAGGAAUUUAACAUGGCCAGAGUGGAAUAUGGCCAGUAGAACCCGCUUACGAUAUACCGUAAGCGACCGACAAGUAAGCCACUUUACAUUUUGGACCACAUUGUUUUGUAGACUAUAUUUAUUAUGAAAAAUAUCAAUUUCGUAGUGUUUAUAGGUUUUACUAUUGUUAAUAAUUCCUUUGUAAAUAUUUUAAUUUUAAAUGUUUGUAAUAUUAAUUAAACGUAAGCUAAAUAUACUACCGACAGUCUCAGAGUAUUCAUGAAACUGACAUUCUUAUUCUUCUUAUGAUAAUUAUUAUUUAGCUGCAGAGUAGGCUAAUGUAUAUUUAUUGCAAAUUUUAUUGUAGUUGAUAAGGUAAAAAGCACAAAAGACAAUAUUUUAUUUACGUUAAUAAAUUUAUUUAUGAAAAUAUUAAAUAAAAUAUAUGGGGCAAUAGACAGACAGCUGUGUUUAAACAUAGCUAAAUAUAUUAUUACCUAUAAUAAUUUAACUCGAGAUGAUCAGCUAAUGACGACUGUGUUUCUACGCGGAAUGGCAGUUUGAUUGAUCAUUGGCGGCUUUUAACUUAUUAUACUUCUAAUUUGGGAAACUUACAGUUGUGUGAAGUGUGGCAACAUCGCAGUACACAACAAAUAUUUCCAACAUCCGCCUGUUAACGUUGGUUGGUAGUGCGUGUUGCCACACUUACCGGCUGAUCACCUCGAUCCUCGCAUUACACCACUUCCAACUUUAUUUACACGUCUUCAGCUAAAACAUAGCCAAUGUGCGGCUUCCUUAUUUUAUUCAUUGUAUUCUCUCAGCUUUUUUCCUAGAGCAUAUUUUGUUGGUUUGUCUAAAUUGGGGACAGCUCGAUUUAUCAAAAUAGUGCAAAAUGUAAAUUUUAUGGAGUAAGAAUAUAGUAAGAUCAUUCCUGUACCUAAGAUGAUUGUAGAUUAUACUGUGAUGUCGGUCUCAACGGUCAAUAGAUAUAAAUAGUAUCAAUUAUUAUACAUAGAUUAUUGUUAUUGUUAAGGAUCUCAUGGUAUCAUUUUAGUUUGGGGUUUUGAGAGAUUCUGGAAUUAAUACAUAGAUUUGUUGGUUCAUUAUUAUCUACUUUUUCAUCGAAUGUGUAGCAUAUUCUUUGUAAAGUAAGUGCAUUUUCUUUUUAUUAUUUUUUAUGUAUUUGAGAAUGCAAAUCACCCAUUUCGUUAUUUUGUAGUAGUGUAAAUACAAAACUGUUGUUAAACAACUUUAGGAAUUUUUGAUCAAUGUAUACCAGCAAUGGGUAUGAAAUUAAUAAAAUCAUUAUGUAUAAACAAUCCAAUCGAUGAAGGUUUAGCUCUCUGAAAUAGUUUACAGCUGUAAAACCAACUAUUGUGAAUGAUAGCAACAUUCCAGAGCCAUUGUUAAUAAUGUUUUAAAUUUAGGACCAAUUUUUGAACGUUCUUUUGAAAAUAAUAUUGCAUAUUGAGUGAA